GUUGUCAUGGGAACAAGGGACGCUCAGCCCAGUCCCAGCGCUCACUUCCUCCAGCAGGUCAUGGCGGAGUCACAGACGGACUGGGAGGUGUGUGGGGAGAGGCGGCGUCGAGCCCGGAGAGUGGCGGAGGUGCUGGCUGCCAAGGAGGAGGAGUACCGCGGCGCCCUCCACCACAGGAGAUGUAGGCUGCGGGCGUUGUUGGAGGGUGAGGCGGCCAGACUACACGAUGAGCUAAAGAAAAAGUUCUCAAACCUUCAAGAGCAACAGCUUGCGGACCGAGUGGAGGCAGCAGCUGUGGCUCAGGAGAAGCUGGAGGAGGAACGACUGCGGCGAGUCCAUCAGGCAGAUGAUCAGCGCCGCAGACAACAGUGUCACCAGUACAGAGAGGCGUACUCGAGGGAGAUGCAGCGAUACUUGAACGAGUCUCGCCCUCACGAAAUUACCCUAAAAAAUCAUAUGCGAAGACUCUACGGUGUUGAUGUCUCCCGGCCUAAGAAGCCUUGAUGUCACUCGCUGGGUUGACAAUAGCUCGGCGUUGACAUCACCCGCGUGAAGAAAGACACAUUUCCGCCGAGAAGCGAGACACUGAAUAAGUAAAUAAGUUAAUAUUAAGAAAAAAUAAAAAAAUUGAAAAAAAAUGAGAACAUUUUUUUUAGGUGAGAAGGAAAAUGAAACCUGUUUACAAUACGAGAGGUUUAAAGUGUUCAAUUAAUAUGAUAGUGUAGUGGACGUCUCCCCUACAAACUAACUGCGUAGCAGCCCACCACCUGCUAUCACAUUCCAAUGU
This is a messenger RNA of Homarus americanus (American lobster), 787 nucleotides long. RefSeq lists its product as uncharacterized. NCBI's taxonomy places the organism in Eukaryota, Metazoa, Arthropoda, Malacostraca, Decapoda, Nephropidae. The coding region runs from base 7 to 504 and encodes 165 amino acids. The record is from RefSeq and is a predicted model, not a curated record. The transcript is spliced from 5 exons.